AUGACCACGCAUCGAGACUUGUCGAGAAUGAAAUCAGCACGACUCCAUCAAAACUAUCAGAACUGCAUAAUCAUGAGCAUAACCAACGUCGCACUGAUCGGCGGUACCGGUACCCUAGGCGCGCCCGUUCUCAAAGCGCUCAAAGCCUCCGAAUUCAACGUCUUCGUCGUCAAUCGCCUUGGUUCUAAAUCGGUCUAUCCACGCACCCAAGUCAUCACCGUACCCGAUGACCUCAACGUCGACGAAGUCGCACAGGCCCUCCAAGAGAAAAAGAUUGACGCCUUGAUCAUCACCAUUGCCGGUAGCCAUGUGGAGUCACAGAAGAAGCUCAUCGAUGCCGCGUUCAAGGGCGGCGUGAAGCGAAUUAUGCCCGCAGAGUUUGGGAGUUGCGAUUCGGCGGACGAGAAGACAAACGAGAUUCUGCCGUUGAUGAAGGGAAAGAAAGACGUGCGUGAUUACCUGAUGCGGAUGCAGGAGAAAGAGCGUGAGGGUGCAGAGAAGCUGACGUGGACGAGCUUGGUCACGGGACAUUUCUUCGACUAUGGUCUGACUGGCGGCUUGUUGAAGUUCGAUGUUCGAGCGCGCAAGGCGUAUGUUCUCGACGGCGGUAACAUCAAGUUCUCAGCGUCGAAUCUAGACUUCAUUGGAAAGGCUGUCCUCAAGAUAUUGGAGAAGCCGAAAGAGACGGAAAAUAAGCUACUUUAUGUUCACAGCAAUCACGUCACGCAACUUGAGGUUCUUGAUGUGCUAGAAAAGGUCACGGGCAACAGGUUUGAGAGGAUUGCUCAAAAUAGUGAGGAGGAGCUCCAGGUAGUGCGCCCAAAGAUGCUCGAUGGCGAUGGCGAGGCAAGAGAAGAAGUCGUAGCAGUGUGGGGAGUUGUCGCCUCGGACUGGAAGGAGAAGGAAGGCUUCGCCAAUUCACUGCUAGAGCUGAAGGAAGACGACCUGGAAGAGACCAUCCGGAAAGUUGUAGCGCAGUUGUAG
Molecule: messenger RNA, 984 nt
Organism: Parastagonospora nodorum SN15
Lineage: Eukaryota; Fungi; Ascomycota; Dothideomycetes; Pleosporales; Phaeosphaeriaceae
Exons: 2
Coding region: 1-984 (327 amino acids)
Molecular function (GO): oxidoreductase activity
Source: RefSeq, a predicted model, not a curated record